AUGGGAAAGUCCAAGUCAGCGAGCCGGUCGCUCGGAAGAUCCGUCAAGAAAAUAGGCGAGAACAUUCUCACUGCUUUCUCGUGAGUGGAAACAUUCUGAUUCAAAUUGAUGAAGUAGAAAAUUUAACACGAUUUCUGAUCAGUAGUCACUAAAGCGCUUUAUCCCAAAAAAAAAAUGUUGUUUAUAUUUUGAACAAUUGAAAACCUUUAUUUCAAGAAAAGAACGUCUGACCGAUGAAGAAACUGAAAAAGAUAAACCUGAGAGGGAUAGACCGGACAAAGAAAAACAAGAAAGGUCAUUUCGACCGGGAGAAAGCGAUAAAGUUAGAGAAAAGAGAAAAAUCGAACUUGGACCGCCAGGACAGAACUGAACAGCCAAGCGCUACAACUCCAGCAGGUUUUUGUUGAUUUUUCAAUUUCAAAGUUUCGAUAGUUUUGUGAGAGCCAACUUUAACUCAAAUUUUCUGAGCUACUCAGACAAUUUUUUAGGAAAGACAAAGUCGCAAUCCAAUGUGAAAAAAGUCAAAGUGAGACAGCCUUCUCCAUGUUGAAAAGACCAAAAUCAUUUUUAGAGCAAGCAAAAGGUCGUCAGUACAACGAAAGAAAAAGAAAAGGAAAAAGAAAAAGAAAAGGACAAGGAAAAGGACAAGAAACAGGAAUCCGACAAUAGUACAUUUGAGGUCUGGUAUCAAGAGGCUGUACGAACUCGCCUUACUAAUAACAUGUCGGAUGUUUAAAUCGUAGAUAUAGUCCGAAGAUCAGUGGUAGGUUGGCCAAGCACAUAGCUGCUUUGAAGUCGAUCGGCGUAUCUAAUCGGUGGUAGUUUAUUAACUACCGGGUACUAUCUUUAUAGUACCUUUAUACUACCGGAUAAGUACCGGUUCCUUUAGCACCAGUGUUUUUGCUAACAGUUCCAAAUCUUCCAAGAUCUUAUUGGCUAAUAUUGAAAAAAAAUUACUAUCGGGGAAGUAUGACCGGACUACCCGGUAACAAUCGCACAUUUCAGGUAGAAAAGCUUUCAAAGCGAUAGUAUCCAGGUACCAUAAAGAUAGUACCCGGUAGCUGAUAAACGACCACCGAUUAGCAUUUGCCUUUGAAGUAGCUACCCGGAAGCUUGUAGCCUCCUCCCGAUUGACCUUUGGGCACUCUUCACGUUUUCUUGAUACCCUGCAGCGCUCCCUGGACGAUUUUUUGUUUAACAUACUCUUUUGUAGGACAACCUAAAACAAAAUUUCGGACUAGAUAUGUUAUAUGAGAAGGUACUGCUUGGCACUAGCAUAGUAGAAAUUUAUCAGAGCAGUUAGCUAAAAGAGAAUCGAAUAUGAACCAGACUUCUUCGAGCCGUUUCAAGUGCAAACACAAUGUUUUAGUCGAGAUGCAAAGAUCGAAUUUUUCAGGUGGUAAAAGGAGCUCGUCCUGCACAGGCGCAUCUCCAUGGCGUUAAAUCGAACCUGCGGUGGAAAACUCAAACUUCAGCCAGUAACCUCACCAAGUUUAGUUUAUUUUUAGUAUGACAAAUUCAGGCGCGAGCGUAGGCACAGGCGAAAGCGAUAAUGAUAAAAUUAGCAAGGUGGUCGCACGAAUGAAAAGAUCUACUGCAAAAGCGAAGAAGAAAAGGGACAAGACAGAGGAUGGAGGCUCCCAGAAAAACGAUAUCCGUAGAAUCAAUUGAAGACGACGCGGUUAGUUUAGCAACUCACAAAAGAAGAGCAAAAAUUGACGUCAGCUAGAAGAAGACGUCGGAUCGGCGGCGCGAAUGCUGCAGCAGAUCAAGAUGGUCAAGGUGAUCGAGGGCGAGUGCUCACCAGCAGAACAGACGCUACUCAAAGAGUUCUGCGAGGACAAGACGACCAAAGAGCCCCCUGAGGCAAAAAUUUAACAGUUAAAGUACAAAUAGGUUUGAGAACUUGUCCUCAAGCAUCCUGAGCAUAGCCAAAUCGAAAAUUCUCGACUUUUGUAAAUGAGCCGAAAUAAUGCUGGUCGCCGACAUGAUUUCUACCGUACGAAGAAAUUUACUGCGCUGAAAUAAAUUCUUCGAAGCGACAUAAUCGCUCGAAAGCAAAAGUCCAGAACUUUCUCAUAGGGAUGCUGCUCUGGAAAAAGUCUCAGCGAAGUGCUGACGUAUUCUCAUACCGAUAUAUUCGUACCAUAUAAAAUUGAAAAAAAAAAAUUAGUCAGAACAUUUCAGGCUGAAAAUCUGAUAGAUAAACUGACGUCUGCCAUAAUAAAAGCUAUUGUGAACAAAUCAGAUGUUUGUCGAGGCACAGUUUCUGGCGAAGUUAGGAUGUUUGCAGUAGAAGAAACAUUGGUUGAGUUGAAAAAUAGUGAUUUUUCCUAUAAAUGAACAUUUAUAGGCCAAAAACGCAACAAAAUGUUUGAUGAUUGUUCGAAAAGAUCUUCUUUUGGCGUCCUGGCAGAAAACCGAGGGAACAGACACUGAAGAGGUUUUUUUAAAAUUAUAUUAAACCCUGAAAAAGUAAUUUAAUAACAUGAGUCAAUGAUUGACUAAUGCGAAAGUUCUGACGAUGAGUCGCCCUCUAAGUCCUCAAUUUUUAAGACCCGAAAGGACCACAUAAUAAUCGAAUUUAUUUUCCCCAAGUCCCUGUCAUUGCAGAAUUAUUAUAAACACUUAAAAUUUCGAAUCAGUUUCCAGGAUUCUACUUGGUCGCCAAUGUGCAAAAAGCUUGCAAAAUCUCUGACUCCCGUCAGCAUCGAGGAUAACCAGAAAAAGUCAACUUGA
Messenger RNA from Caenorhabditis auriculariae, 2739 nucleotides. Lineage: Eukaryota; Metazoa; Nematoda; Chromadorea; Rhabditida; Rhabditidae. The record is from the annotation of a GenBank genome assembly.